AAUAGCAUAAGUAUCAGACAUUAAAUAACAGUGACAUAGCGAGAAUUCGAUAUAACUAUUUAUACAUACAACGAUGACGCUCGAGGAGUAUAAAAUAGUGCCUACAAAAGAGGUACUGGAAAAUGGUCCAGAAAAGAAAUCGGUCCCACCCGUGUAUGGUUAUGGAGUGCGACAUGUUCAAGCUUUCUUUAUCUUUGUCACAUACGCACUGGCCUACCUUGCGCGUGCUCAUUUGGGUGUCACUGUAGUAGCAAUGACCGAUGAAAUUAGGAACAUUAAAGAAAAUACUACUAUAGCAAAUGGAACGGAUUUCACUUUUAACAGUGCAUUAAAUAGCAGCGUAACUGAGGAGAGUGUAUGGAAUAUUUAUAGAACGUACCAAUGGCCAAAAUCGACGCAGGAAAUGGUGCUGUCUUCAUUUUUCUUGGGCUAUGCCGUUAUGACAUUUGCAAGUGGGAUAAUUUGUCAGAAAUGGGGUGGUAAGAUACCACUACAAAUUGCUAUGUUUGUUAAUGGAAUAUUAUCGAUACUAUCGCCAUGGAUUGUUGCUUGGGGUGGCUGGAAGGCACUAUCAGUCUGCCGCAUACUGCAAGGACUAUCGCAAGGUGGUAUGCUUCCAGGCAUACACACGUUAUUAGCUAAUUGGGUACCAAUAAGUGAGCGUGGUAGUUUAAGCAGCUACGUUUAUACAGGUUCAGGAUUAGGUACAGUAUUGGGCUUCCAAAUCAGUGGUCUCCUGGCAUCCAGUCGCUUUGGCUGGCCGUCAACCUUCUGGACCAUAGGUGUGCUCUGUCUGCUUGGGUUCACUCUUAUGACUAUAUUCAGUUCUGCUACUCCAUAUGAUCAUAAAACCAUAACGGAGGCAGAAAAGACGUAUAUCAUUGGUGACUCCGGAGAAGGAACGCACACUCAACCUACAAUACCAUGGAAAGCGAUUUUCACAUCAACACCUGUUUGGAGUGCAAUCAUAACUCAUAUUGGGGUUGCUGUUGGCUAUACUUUCUUCUUCAUGCAAGUGCCGACUUAUAUGCAUGCGAUACUUAAAGUAAAUGUUAAAAACAGUGGUCUUCUUUCAUCUUUACCUUAUGUAUCAUUUGUUAUCUGUUGCAUCUUCUUUGGAUAUUUUUCUGACGUUCUUGUAAAUAAAAAUAUUCUGACAAUGAAAAAUGUUAGAAGACUUAGUAACUCUGUGGGAACUCUGGGCCCAGGACUAUGUAUAGUAUUAGUGUCGUAUACUGAAAACGUGACAUUAGCCGUAAUCUGUUUUGUGGCGGGUCUUGGAGCGCAGUCUGCCAUGCAUACGGGUUGGGUGGUUAACUACAUCGAUCUAUCGCCUAAUUAUAGUGGUGCACUAAUGGCUAUCGGAAAUGGUUUAGCCAACUUUUGUGUCUUAGUACUACCAAUACUGGUUUCUAAUAUUGUCAAAGACGUGACCAAUCAAAUUCAGUGGAGAAUUACGAUGUUUUUAAUAGGAAGCGUAAUGAUCCUUGGGAACAUCAUAUUUGUCAUCUUCCUAUCGACUGAUGUACAACCCUGGAACGAAAGAGGAUAUACAGAUUCUAAAGAUAACAAACUGAAGAACGAAAAGGAAGUACUCAAAAGUAACUCAUAAUGUUUAGGGGAAAUACCUCCAAGGAUUGAUAUUAAUAUGAAAAUAUGUAUCUGUAUUGUAAAAAUAAAAUGAUUUUUAAUAAUUUAUGUUGAUAUAUGAAACGUACUCUAUAGAGUGUAUAUUAAUAUUGUUUAUUAUAUUAAUUAAUUAUAAGUUUCUUCGCUCGUACUGAUAAGUUAUGGAAAUGCUUAUAAACUAAUACACCUGAUCAUUUGUGUAAACUAUUCAUGCGUUAUUGAAAUGAAUCUUUAGAGAAUGGAACAUGAAUACCAUACAACAAGAGACUAAUUAAAUUAUUUACAAUCUUGAGAUUCCAAUACUUCAAAACAAAUAUAAUUUAAAAAUUUCUACCUGCAGCAGCGUACCAGAUAAUUAAUUUAAUUAUUAAUUUGUAUUUGAAGACAAAUAUUACGAAUUUAUAAUAGAUUUUAUAACCGUAGAAUUAUUCUAGCGUAGUACUUAGUAGCAAUAGAAUAUUUCGUUCAUUACACUAUUCUAAUGACUUAAUUAAUAUUAUAGUGAGAUUUCUAAGUUUCGUCACACCGUUUAACUAGUAGUGCGUUGUGCGGUGUUUUUUUUAUAAAAACGUCGCUUUAGCAGUGACGUUUGAAAUAUUUAAAAUACAGUCACAUUUAAAACAAGUAAAUGUAACUUAAAGAUUAUCUAAUUGAGGCAAUAAUUUCAUUUUAUUUAAUAACCUUUAAUAGCUUUUUAAAAUAACGGUUAACCCAACAAUCAUGCAACUGAGUAACAGGAAAAAUCAAACUUUGCAUAAAAUAUAAUCUGACUUUCUUUUUGAAUAAAGACGCUUUCUUAAAACAAGCCUCUUUUCCUGAAAUAAAUAUUUGUGGGGAUUUGCGAGCCAAGAGCGAGUUCUAUGCAAAUUUAAAUACAUAGCCAGUUAGAGUUAAGAUUUAUUUAAUUUCCUUUAUGUUUAUGCAAUAUUUGCAUUAGGCUUAUUAUUUAUACUCUACAUGCAUAAAUCUAUUUAUUAAGCAAUAUUUGAAGGUCAACAUUAUAAGCGACGUCGUGGCACUUUUGAUUAGUGAAUAAUAAGCCGCGCGUAAUGUUGCGCGACAAGUGAUGCAUUUCAAAUAUUGCUAAACGAAUCAAUACAUUUUUCUAAAUAAAUGAAUUCAAACUAUUCGUUGAGAUUGAAAGAAAAAUUGAGAGAAAAAGAAUACAGUUGAAGUUUAUGCUUAUACGUAUAUACCCUUGCCUAAAUAUACGAGUAGACACUUCAUAUAGCAAUUAAUGGCAGGUAACUGAUAAAACUUGGUACAUUCCUUUUCUAAGAACAUAAAGGCUUAUCCAUUUGAAGUAAUACCUAGCCUAAUGUAUGAAUGUUGCGAUUUGUUUCACUUCUAAGGUUGAACCUUGUAGACAUUUUUACGAAGCCAUGCUUUAAUACAAAAAAAUCUUAUUUUU
This is a messenger RNA of Pieris brassicae (large cabbage white), 3040 nucleotides long. Its product is annotated as putative inorganic phosphate cotransporter. The transcript is spliced from 11 exons. Gene Ontology annotation, biological process: monoatomic anion transport; transmembrane transport. The record is from RefSeq and is a predicted model, not a curated record. Gene Ontology annotation, cellular component: plasma membrane. The coding region runs from base 74 to 1612 and encodes 512 amino acids. NCBI's taxonomy places the organism in Eukaryota, Metazoa, Arthropoda, Insecta, Lepidoptera, Pieridae. Gene Ontology annotation, molecular function: transmembrane transporter activity.